Messenger RNA from Wallemia mellicola CBS 633.66, 4027 nucleotides. RefSeq lists its product as hypothetical. Gene Ontology annotation, cellular component: precatalytic spliceosome. Gene Ontology annotation, biological process: mRNA cis splicing, via spliceosome. The transcript has 8 exons. Gene Ontology annotation, molecular function: nucleic acid binding. The coding region runs from base 308 to 1606 and encodes 432 amino acids. The record is from RefSeq and is a predicted model, not a curated record. Lineage: Eukaryota; Fungi; Basidiomycota; Wallemiomycetes; Wallemiales; Wallemiaceae.
CGGUGGUAUAUUUUACGAAGAGAAAGAGGAGGAUAAGGUAGAAACUAAUAAACAAAACGAAAAACCUGAAGUAAAAGAACCAACGCCUCCGCCGGUAGCACCACCAAAGCCAUCACAGAAUUGGAAUGCAUCACUCAAGUUUGCACCUAUAGCUCGUAAACCUAAGGCUGCUGCGGUUAGACCACCAAUUCCAUCCGGAUUCACAAAUGCUAGUAUAUCUAAGCCCACUAACAGUCGGAUUGAAUCACAACCUUUAAGUAGAGACAGCUCCGAUAACACAAGUAGCAACAAUUAUAAAGCACCCUCAAUGACAAUAGAUGAUGACGACGUCAAUGGCUUUAAAAAUACUUUAAUUGGUAAACGUAUCCUAACAAAGAAAGAAAAAAAGAUGAAAAAGAAAGGCCAAUUACCACCUCCUGGACCAAGUUGGGAUGACGAUUAUGAUCCAUAUAAGCCAACAGAUUAUUCAGAGUAUAAGCAAUUCGCUGCAUACUUAAAAGAGGAGCGGAUUGCUAGAAAAGCAGAAGAGUUAUCAAGAAGACAAUACAGUUCAUCAGAAUACUCUGACAGUGAUGAUGAUAAAGCUGAUGAAAGCGAUAGAGGGAAAAAUAAAAUGUUUGCUCCACCUUCAGUAUAUGAUAAUGAUGAGCCUACUGUUAUCAAUAAGGAAGAAACUGGUGAUGAGGUUUUCCAACGAAGAUUAGCGAUGUCGAGUGCUAGUGCUCAAAAGGCUAGAAUGGACAAUAGUGGAAAUGAUACCCCUGUGGUGAUUGAGGUGAAGGAGGAAGAAUACAAGGAAGUUUCACAACCACCAAAACUACAACUACAAGAGCAACAACAACCGCCACCACCAGCACCGACUACAAUUGAAAACCUUCCUAACACCACAAAAGAAUCAACUCCAUCCCAAAGUCAACCAACUAUGGAAGAGAGAUUGAAAGCCUCACAGGCAGCUGCUGCAAGUAUAGCAGAGAAAUUCAGUAAACUCGUUCCCAAAAAGCCAACCCCAACUCAAACACCACCUCAGAAUACAGAAUUACCAUCAGUAAAAAAUGAAGUCGAUGAUUUCUUGUCGACUAUUGAAGACUCGACAGUAUCAAAAGAAGAACAAGAUAGAGGUGAACAUAAGGCAAAAUUUGCUGAAAGAUUUAUGGCCAUGCAUGGUUGGAAGCAAGGUGAAGGUUUGGGUGCUAACAAAAGUGGUAUAAAAGAGGCGCUCACGUUAGAGAGAAGUGAAAGUGGAGCCGGUGAGAUUAUUUCAAAAGAGGAAGCAAGAUUGGAUAGAGAAGCUAGAGAUUUGUACGGCGAACCAUCGAAAACCAUCAUCUUGCGGAAUAUGGUUUCAAUUGAUGAAGUCGACAAUGAACUAUCGCAGGAGAUUGCAGAAGAAUGCAACAAAAAUGGUAUCGUGGAGAGAGUGGUCAUACACACACCUAGAGAAUAUAAUGAUCCUAUCGAUGCUGUUAAAAUACUGGUAAAAUUCUCUGGAUUAGUUGGUGCAUACAAGAAUGUGCGGGAAUUAAAUGGCAGAUUCUUCGGUGGAAGUCAAGUAAAGGCGAGAUAUUAUCCAGAUAAUGCAUUUGACAGGGGUAACUAUGAUUUGUAAUACUAGCGAAAAUGUAAAUUAGGAAUUUUAACUGUUGUAUUUGUGUCCAACACCUCUUUGUAAAUCAUCGAGGAUUUUCUUGUCUAUUUCAGCAGCAGCUUCACUAUUCAUAUUACUAUUCCUAGACUUAUUUAUUAUUUCCAAAAUAAACCGGCUGAUAUUAUUCUCUCCAAUUUCAACAAUUGCGCGACUGCCCCAGCUAUAUUCAUAAUCGUGAUUACCAACAUUUGAUUUCUUCUUUUCAAGGUAAUUCUGCCGAGAUAGAGUUGAAAGGAAGUUGUCGAGGAGUACUCUGCCUUCACCUGGCAAUGGUUGAUCUUUUGAAAUGCCAAGUUUCUUCAGAUUGGAAGUCAGUUGAACAUCUGAAACUAUGCCACCAUUUCCAUAAAUAAUUGCUAAUAUAGAGUGUAAAAUGCCAAUGUGGCUGAUGUUUUCAUGUCUACUAAAAGCUUCUGACUGAUUAUUCGGUUGUUCUGCUGUAUUUAUUAGCGCGUAAGCUCGUGUUCCAGUUUUAGGAGGUAUAUCUUCUAAUUUUGCGCUUUCUUUAGGUGGUAAUUCCCUCAACUCGUAACCAAAUGUUGAUCGUAGUAUAUCAUUGGCACCAUCGAUAGCAGCUAAUAAUUCAUCUUUACCUGAAAUGUUACACUUCUUCGUUAUCUCAUCCUUCCUCAGGGCUGUUCUUCUACCUUCUGCUGAUAAAGCCAGACGAACGAGAGAUGACUGCUGUUUUUUAUAUUUACGAUUUGUUAUAUUAUCAGAAUAAUUAUCCAUUCUGACAUCUUCUUCGCUAUCAGACAUAUUGAGUGUAUAUAAAGAAGAUAGUAUGAUAGUAUCUUAUUGAAUAAAGAUCAUUCUAUUCCUUGAAAAUUAGCAUUUCAAAGGAUCCAGAUUAUCAGCUUAGUAAUCCACCACCAAGACAGAAAAAUGCCAUCAUUAUCAGAAAGUGCAGCUGCAGUAAUGCCAUCAAUACAAGAGAAGCUUGCUAUUAUUAGCGGCCCAUUCAAUGUACUCGCAAAGGUCGUAGUAGAACAAGGACACGCUGACGAAGUUGAAGCACUGUUGAAAGAAGUCGCUGAACUCGCUAGAAGCGAUAAAGAACCAGAAACUUUGACUUACCGUAUCUCAAGAGGUAUCAAGGCUGAUGAUCACACUUUCAUUGUUUACGAAGAAUACACAGGUCCAGUAGGAUUAGGUGUACACACUUCUUCACCACAGUUUCAAAAAUUGGCUGCAUACCCACAUGUCGUCAAGGCUGAUUUGGAAGUUUACAAGGAAUUUUAAAUCAAAUAUUAUGUAUCAGUAAUAUAGUUUCAUUUUAGAUACUCUAAACCCAGUCGACUGGAUUUUGAAGUAUGCGUUGAAAUUCUCCCUCAGGCGUAUUUUCGAGUGUACCGACAUCUGUCAUGUACUCCCAACGAGCAGUUGAUGGUAAACUCAUAAGUAUACUCUCUAUACGAGCUCCUCCUGCCUUUUAAACCAAACUUCGUUCCACGAUCGUGUACCAAGUUAAACUCAACGUAUCUUCCUCUACGCAGCUCCUGCCAGCGUUUGUGUUGUUCAGUGUAUGGUAUCUCUUUCCUUUUUUCAACAAUUGGUACAUAAGAGUUGAGGAAUGAGUCACCACAUUCUCGUAUAAAUCCAAAUAACUCUUCCGGUGACUUUCGUCUAGCAAGCUCAGAGCCAGGUGUAAGAUCAUCGAAGAAUAUACCACCAACACCUCUACACUCUUUACGAUGUGGUAUAUAGAAGUAUUUAUCAGCCCACUGCUUAAAGUCUUGGUAGAAUGUACUAUCAUGUUUAUCACAAGCGUGCUUGAUGACCGAGUGAAAAUGUUUAGCAUCAUCUUGGUUGAGAUAUAUAGGUGUGAGAUCACUACCACCGCCAAACCAGGAGAAGAUAGGCUGAGUUGAGCUAUCCGAUGGAUCAGAAUUCUUUGCGUAUAAUUCGAAAUAACGGUAAUUUGCGUGUACUGUUGGACAAAAUGGAUUCCUUGGGUGUAUAAUCAAUGAUAAACCAACAGCACUGAAUGGUAAAGAUGCAUUACUAUCUGGAUCAUAGGGAAUACCUUUAUGAUUAGCUCUCAUUUGUAAAAUACCUGCAGGUGGUAAAUUACCGUGUACAAUCGAGACGCCAACGCCUGCUUUUUCUAUGUGAUUACCAUUUUGUAAAACACAACUAAUACCUUCACCACCUUCUUUCCUUUGCCACUUAUCAACUCUAAAAGGUGUUUUACUAUCGUCUAGUUUCGUUAUACCCUCAACUAUCCUCGAUUGGAGGUCUUUUACAUAAAUUGACAUCUUAUCUCGCAUACGAUCUUGUUGACAUUCGAUUGGAGUGUAGUUAUAAUAUAGUAUUGUUGAUGCAGAUGCGCCAGUAGCUAAUAUAGUCGAAAACGUUUUGAAUCCAUUUUUUAGCAUCUUU